GAGGUGGAGGUGCGGAUGCGCCUGGCCGAGCUCCAGCGCCGCUACAAGGAGAAGCAGCGGGAGCUGGUGAGGCUGCAGCGGCGCCACGACCACGAGCGUGACGAGAGCUCCCGCAGCCCGGCGCGGCGCGGGCCGGGGCGGCCGAGGAAGAGGAAACACUCCAGUGCCCUGGGCAGGGCCGAGAGCCGCAAGGUCAACAGGGCAGUGAAGACCAGCCUGUCCCUGCUGUGUGCCGAGCUGAGGGGGGACCCCGAGCCCCAGAAGAAGAGGAGCAAACUGGCCGGGGGGACCUUCAGCAGCCUCCAGGGCUCCCCGCUGAAGCAGAAGGUGAAGGGCAAGGGGCUGCCCCCCGGGCUCAGCCCCUUCCGCCGGAGGGACCCCAACCCCGGCGCCCGCAUCCAGAAGAAGCUGAACCGGCCCAAGGGCUCCAAGGGCUCCAAGUACCAGGGGCAGGACCCCGGUCCCCGGCAGCCCCCCCACUUCAGAGACGAGCCCGAGGGUGACACGGACAGCGAGGAGGGGGACGAGGAGCCGGGGCUGUCACUGCCCGCGGGGCCGGUGGCUGUGCUGGGGCCCUCCCCGUCCUCCGUGGUGAAAAUGGAGGCCAACGAGAAGGCCAAGAAGAAGAAGGAAAGGCAGGGGCUGCUAGGUCCCUGCCGCCUGGGCAGCCCCGAGGGGGAGGUGAAGAUCAAGCGGCGGCCGGUGAAGCCGGGGGGAGCCGGGAAGCUGGAGAAGGUGCCGGGCCGGCGGAAGGCGGGGGGCUGCCCCGAGGGCAGCAAGAAGAAGCUGAAAGCCAAGGCCAAGGAGAGCCUGAGGCCCCCAGCCCCCGGCGGCCCCAGCCCCCCGGGAGCCCCCAGCAGCCUCUUUGGGGGCACCGACCCCCGGCUGCUGGGGCCGCGGGACGAGGGGGCUCGGCUGGGAGAGAGGGGCAAGAAGGGCACCCGAAAGAGCAAAGGGCUGCAGGCGGCCCUCAGGCGCAAGAACGGGGCACUCUCGCUGGCCCUCUCCCCCCGGAGCGCCAAGACCAUCCUGAGCAAGGGCAAGAAACUGGCCAAGGUCAAGAGCAAAGUGGCCACCAAACAGUGCAAGGGCCGGGCCGUCAGCAAACUCCUGGAGAGCUUCACCGUGGAGGACGACUUCGACUUCGACGACAACAGCAGCUUCUCGGAGGAGGAGGAGGAGCUGGGAGGCUGCCUGGCAGGGGGGGCCCGCGGGGGGGUGCCCCACGCCUGCUCCAUCCAGAAGGAGGAUCUGCGGGAUGGGCUGCACAUCCUGAUCCCCAAGGAGGACAGCCUGCUCUACGCCGGCAGCGUGCGCACCAUCCAGCCCCCCGACAUCUACAGCAUCAUCAUCGAGGGCGAGCGGGGGAACCGGCAGCACAUCUACUCGCAGGAGCAGCUGCUGCAGGAGGCGGUCCUUGACAUUCGGCCGCAGUCACGGCGGAGCCUUCCACCCGGCACCCGCGUCUGUGCCUACUGGAGCCAGAAAUCCCGGUGCCUCUAUCCCGGGAACGUGGUGCGAGGCUCCUCCAGCGACGAGGAGGAGGAGGACGCCGAGGCCGUGCUGGUGGAGUUCGAUGACGGGGACACGGGACACAUCGCUGUGUCCAACAUCCGCCUGCUGCCCCCCGACUUCAAGAUCCAAUGCACCGAGCCCUCCCCGGCGCUGCUGGUGUCCGGCUCCUGCCGGCGGGCCAAGCGGGCGUGUGGCGACGUGGGCGCCCCCGGGGCGCUGCCCCCCACGCUCUGCCCCGACCACGGCCCCCAGCCCCCCCGGAAUUCCGGCAGGAAGGCGGCCGGCAAGGAGAAAAGUGGCAAAGCCGUGGAGGGGCUGUCGGGGGGCCGGGGGCCGGCGCUGGGGGACUCGGCGGCUGGGCGGCGCGGAGGGUCCCUGCUCAGCUGGGCCGCCGUGGCACAGACCAAGCGGAAGGCGGCGAACAAGGGCUCGGCCGUGCUCCAGAACCUCUUCCAGGUCAACGGCAGCGCCAAGAAGCUGCGGGCCAAGGAGACCCUCUUCCCUCUGCACCACCACCACCACCACCUGGCCGCCCCCGUCUUCGGCAACGCCUUCGGCGCCGACUCCUUCGGCCGCAUCGCGAGCUCCUACGGCUCCUUCGGCGCCGGCGCCGGGCUGGUGCUGCCGGCGGCCCAGAAGCUCCUGCGCUCCAAGAAGGCCGAGCGGCUGGAGGCCGAGGUGGGCAGGAGCGGGCGCAGGAAGGCGGCGGGCAGCGAGUUCCUGGUCAAGCUGGACCACGAAGGGGUGACGUCCCCCAAGAACAAGACGUGCAAGGCGCUGCUGUUGGCCGAGAAGGACUUCGGGGCCAGGCUGGAGCGGCCGCUGGGCAGCCACGGCUACGGACACGCCGGCCUGGGCGGCCGGGAGCGCCGGGGCCGCGCGGCCGCGCACCCGCUGCCCGUGGGGCUGGCGCUGCGCAAGUACUCGGGGCACGGGGACUUCGCCCUGAACUGCGACAGCGACUGCCACAGCUCCUACUCGGACAUGGAUGAGGACGAGGACGCGGGCGCGCUCGGCGCCGACGUCCCCUCGCGCUUCAUGACGCGCCUCUCCGUGUCCUCCUCUUCCUCGGGCUCCUCCACCUCGUCCAGCUCCGGCUCCAUCUCCACGUCCAGCCUGUGCUCCUCGGACAACGAGGAUUCCUCCUACAGCUCGGAGGACGAGGACUCGGCGCUGCUGCUGCAGACCUGCCUGUCGCACCCGGUGCCGGCGCUGCUGGCGCAGCCGGACGCGCUGCGGCCCAAGGGCGCCGCGCCCCAGCGCUGCUUCCUGUCCAAGGCGGCCGCCGCCGGCCCCAAGGCCAAGCUCAAGCGCAAGGAUCCCCUCAGCUUCGCCAAAGCCAAAGAGUUCUCCCGGCGGCAGCGCCUGCCCUCGGUGGAAAACCGGCCAAAGAUCUCCGCCUUCCUGCCCGCGCGCCAGCUCUGGAGGUGGUCGGGGAACCCCACGCAGCGGCGCGGCAUGAAGGGCAAGGCGCGGAAGCUGUUCUACAAGGCCAUCGUGCGGGGCAAGGAGACGCUGCGCGUGGGCGACUGCGCCGUGUUCCUGUCGGCCGGGCGGCCCAACCUGCCCUACAUCGGCCGCAUCGAGAGCAUGUGGGAGUCCUGGGCCAGCAACAUGGUGGUCAAGGUCAAGUGGUUCUACCACCCCGAGGAGACCAAGCUGGGCAAGCGCCAGAGCGACGGCAAGAACGCGCUGUACCAGUCGUGCCACGAGGACGAGAACGACGUGCAGACCAUCUCGCACAAGUGCCAGGUGGUGGGGCGGGAGCACUACGAGCAGCUGACGCGCGGCCGCCGCUGCCAGGACCGCCAGGACCUCUAUUACCUGGCGGGCACCUACGACCCCACCACGGGGCGCCUGGUGACCGCCGACGGGGUGCCCAUCCUGUGCUGACCCCGGGGUGCCCACCCUGUGCUGACCCCGGGGUGCCCACCCUGUGCUGACCAUGGGGUGCCCACCCUGUGCUGACCAUGGGGUGCCCACCCUGUGCUGACCCCGGCUCUUAUGCAAAGGGUGACGUGGGGACAUUGGGGGCGCACCGGGGGACGUGGUGGGGGGGCUCCCCUACAAGCCAUAACUUUCCCUAGUACCUCUGACUGUUUGCCAGCAGGUGAAGCAGAAAUCAGGUGUGUUGUUCUAUUUAUUUUGCCUGUAAAUAUUGUAUUUCUUCCGGGAAGUUUUAUGGAAAAGCGAGAAAGGAGAAAAAAAAACAAAAAAAAAACCCCACAAAAAACGACAACAAACCCGACAACAGCAAAAAAAAAAAAAAAAAAAAGAUAAAAAACGAUGGAAAAAAAUCACAAAAAAAUUAAUAAUAAUCCUCGGGGAAGGGGGUGGGGGGGGGCGUCUCAGUGCACUGUGUCCCCCAGCCUGGGGGGACGGGGACAGACAGGGGGCCAGGGCGGGGGGCUCGGCCCCGGGCGGGGGGCCCAGCGCCGCCGUCCCCAGUGCAAUAGUGGGGUGACCGCGGGGGGGACACCCCGGGGGGACCGCGGGGACCCCGCGGGGCCGGCGGACGCUGGCCCGUCCCGCCGCCGCUGCCUGGAAAAUAUGUACAGGGGCUUUUCCAGUGUAAACACUAAAAAACAAAAAAAAUCCCGCGGAACAGGAUUAAAAAAAAAUAAUAAUAACCCAAAAGGACAAAAAAAAAAAGGAGCAAAGGGUUAAACAAAGGUUUUAUGAGCCGCCAUUCCUGUAAAGGCCUUUUACUAUGGAACUUUUUUAUGGAUAACUUGGCUUAUGAAUAAAUAUAUGAACCGUUGCUGCGCCGGCUCCGCGC
This is a messenger RNA of Motacilla alba alba, 4294 nucleotides long. RefSeq names its product BAH domain and coiled-coil containing 1 (gene BAHCC1). The transcript is spliced from 15 exons. The record is from RefSeq and is a predicted model, not a curated record. Bases 16 to 3408 code for a protein of 1130 amino acids. Gene Ontology annotation, molecular function: chromatin binding. NCBI's taxonomy places the organism in Eukaryota, Metazoa, Chordata, Aves, Passeriformes, Motacillidae.